Messenger RNA from Cyclocybe aegerita, 990 nucleotides. NCBI's taxonomy places the organism in Eukaryota, Fungi, Basidiomycota, Agaricomycetes, Agaricales, Hemipholiotaceae. The record is from the annotation of a GenBank genome assembly.
AUGAGUCAUGAACCUAUGAACGUCGAGAAGACGCGACGACCCCUUUGUCAGAAGAGUCUCAUCAGUCUCCUCAUGCGCAAGAACACCUUCACCCCUAAGCCUGCCCUCGAGAAGCUUCCCCUCGCUGUGCGCAAAGACUUACGCGACAACUUCGAGUCGAAGAAGGAAGAAUUUGAGAGCCAGAUCAACGAGACCCUCGGCGUGCCCGUGAAAAUCAACAUCGAGCCUAACGCAGUGUGGGCCUACGCCGAGGCCUCUGGCGCAAGUUCGGCUGGAUCGACGAUUGCAGGGUACAUUGAAGGCUUCGUCGAUGCUGCGAAGAGCUACGUGUCGAAGUUCGGUGACCUUGGAAAGGAGUAUUUCAAAAAUGCUGUGUCGAAGGCUGAGCUUACGCUUGUCGUGAACGAAAAAGGGGCCGACGCCGACUCGAUCCAUGCAGACGUGAAAGACGGCGUUUUCCGCAUUCUCUUCCACCAGGAGCGGCUGGGCUACAACCAGUCGUGGCUCUCGGAUCCGUUCGUCAAGGCUAUCGACACUGCUCCCCAGGAAGGCUUUGAUCUCCUUGCGAAGCACUCGAUCGAAACAGAGUACAACGCGGAGAUCGAGACGGUCCAGGAGGAGAUCGGGAAGACGCUGAACCUGUCUGACGUUGUUCUCGACCCAAACUUCGAGGAAAACUAUAGCAAGUUGCUGAAGAAGGUGGACAAGGACUGGCAGCGCACCUUUGGCAGGGCAACGUUUGAAUACUUCAAUGAUGGUUUGAAGAGUCAGCUUGAACGUCAAGGAUUCAAAGGCGAUGAGAUGCUUCAGGAAGGCUUUGCUGAAGGCGUUCCUUCCAAGACCUUCAAACUUCGCAUCGUUGACAAGACGAAGAGUGGGAGCACCAACGAGACUAUACUCGAGGAUGGUGUUAUCUUCAUUCAGACAACGAUUGAUAACUGGUGGUAUAAUGUUUAUGAAGCUGGCAGCAAUGUUGUUGAUCUGUUGUAA